This is a messenger RNA of Micromonas pusilla CCMP1545, 453 nucleotides long. RefSeq lists its product as uncharacterized. The coding region runs from base 1 to 453 and encodes 150 amino acids. The transcript has 2 exons. The record is from RefSeq and is a predicted model, not a curated record. Gene Ontology annotation, biological process: translation. Gene Ontology annotation, cellular component: ribosome. Gene Ontology annotation, molecular function: structural constituent of ribosome; rRNA binding. Lineage: Eukaryota; Viridiplantae; Chlorophyta; Mamiellophyceae; Mamiellales; Mamiellaceae.
AUGGCCACCUCCUUGAUGAGUCUGACGGCCACGGCUCCGGCCGUGUCCUCCCGGGCGGCGACCCGCGGCGCGCGCGUAUCCGCGCGAUCCCCGGUGGUCCUCGGACGCAACCGGAAGGGCAUGCGGGUGGUGGCUGCGGUGAAGGACGCCGCCGCGCCCGCGAGGUACGAGGCGCUCUUCCUCAUGAAACCCGGCGUCGAGGAUUCCGUGCGCGCCGCUGAGGUCGACAAGCUUCGCUCGAUGUUCGCGGAGGGCGGCUCCACGGAGUUUGAAGUCACGGAUCGGGGUCUGGUCACGAACGCGUACGAGAUCAAGGGGUUCGCGGACUCUCAUCAGUACAUGAUCCACGUCAACUGCCCGAGAGGGACGGUCAAGAAGGUGCAGGACGAGCUCGCGAAACCUUUAAUCGGCGCUGAAGAAAUCAUCCUUCGUUACAUGUUUUUCAAGGAGUGA